Messenger RNA from Hydractinia symbiolongicarpus, 1743 nucleotides. RefSeq names its product BUB3-interacting and GLEBS motif-containing protein ZNF207-like. The record is from RefSeq and is a predicted model, not a curated record. Lineage: Eukaryota; Metazoa; Cnidaria; Hydrozoa; Anthoathecata; Hydractiniidae. The transcript has 10 exons. The coding region runs from base 258 to 1571 and encodes 437 amino acids. Gene Ontology annotation, cellular component: nucleus.
UAUAUAGUUGAUUCCUAAUCGGUUCAUUAAAGAUAACAAAAAAAAACCCUGCGAUUUCGAAAAACAUUAAAUCAUACCUUUUAAAAUCUUCGCCAUUAUUGUAAAGAAGCCGGUUACCGAUAAAGUAAUGUGAAGCAAGCCGCAAGAUCCAGAUCAGGUCGGAUAGGGAAAGGAAGAGACAGAAAGAAAGAUCAUCAGAAUUGCAUUUAAUUUUGUGGUUUUACAUUUUGAUUUAAAGAGGUACCUGUAUCUCAAGUAUGGGCAGGAAGAAGAAGAAGCAAAUGAAACCAUGGUGUUGGUAUUGCAACCGUGACUUUGAGGAAGAGAAAAUUCUUAUCCAACAUCAAAAGGCAAAACAUUUCAAGUGUCAUGUUUGCCAUAAAAAACUAUACACUGGACCUGGGUUGGCAAUUCACACAAUGCAGGUACACAAAGAGCCUAUUACUAUGAUACCCAAUUCAGUCACAGGACGGGGAGAUAUUGAGAUAGAAAUUUAUGGCAUGGAAGGUAUUCCAGAAAAAGAUAUUGAAGAAAAACGCAAACAAAUGAAAUCAAAAGCUAGAGAUGACAGUGACAGUGAUGAUGAUGAAACCGAAAGAAAGAAAUCAAAAAAUGCAAACCCAAUGAUGCCCAUACAUGGAAUGAUGCCCAUGAUAGGGAUGCCAGGGUUUGGAAUGCCAUUCCACCCAAAUAUGAUGCCACCCAUGGGCAUGAUGGGAAUGCAUGGAAUGGCACCAAUGCCAACUAUGCCUGGAAUGCCAGGAAUGCCACCAAUGGUACCAGGUAUGCCACCAAUGACAGGCAUGCCUCCUGUUCAACCUGUUUCGUCUGGAGCUCCUACAAGUGACAUAUCUUCAGUUGCUUCUCAACCACGCCCUCUGUUUCCGGCAGCUGCCUCUUCACAGAGCAAUGAUAAUAAAACUUCUGGUCCUGUUGGUGCAGAUUUUAAGCCGCUCAACACUCCGCAAACAGUUCCUCCCUCAUCUUCUCAAACAUCGAGCUACGUGGCUCCUACUGCUGCUGCGAUACCUUUACUGUCAGCAACCAGCAGAAUUAUCCAUCCGUCUGACGACAACUCACUAGAAGAGAUAAAAUCAAGUCUGCAAAAAUACCGAAAAGAAUCAAUUGAGCCCGUACCUUCACCGGUUCCUAAUUCAGGACCGCCCAAUCCUUUUGGACCUCCACCUAGUAUGCCGAACAUGCCUCCAGGCUCAUCUGCUCCUAUUCGGAUGCCUCCAUCACUUAUGAAUAACAAUGCUGUGCCAGGAGGCAUGCCACCAAGAGUAGGUCCUCCAGGAUUGCCACCAGUACCACCGCCUGGAAUGCCACAAAUGAAUCAUCACAAUGGGCCUCCCGGUCCGCCAAGACCUGCGGGUCCGCCAGGGCCACCACCUUGUCCACCUAGGCCACCACCUAACAGAUUUAUGCCACCCAAUAUGAACGGAUCGUUUGGUGGAGGACCGCCGCAACCGCUAAUGUCAGCACCGAUGAAUAUGCCACCACGUCAACCAAUAAGUCAACCGCCAGGGGCGCCUGGACAGUGGAACCGCCCUUCCCGACCGCCUUUUUAAUAUUUUUUGUGCGUUUGGCUCAGUUUGACAUAACACGGUUUCAAUUCUUUGUCAUCGUAUACUUUUGUGAUCGCGAUGUGAUGCGAUACGAAGAUUGAUAUUACUUUUCAUCAAACUUUUUCUGCUCCUUAUUGUAUAAUACGUUAUCUUUGGAAGUACUGGUUUUAAAAUA